Molecule: messenger RNA, 821 nt
Organism: Alnus glutinosa
Lineage: Eukaryota; Viridiplantae; Streptophyta; Magnoliopsida; Fagales; Betulaceae
Product: RING-H2 finger protein ATL74-like
Exons: 1
Coding region: 138-659 (173 amino acids)
Biological process (GO): protein ubiquitination
Molecular function (GO): transferase activity
Source: RefSeq, a predicted model, not a curated record
UAUCAAGUAAGCAUAUCCUUUGCCAUCGUUUCUCUCCAUUCAGUCACUGAUCAGUACUACUCUGCCCUCAAUAUGUUGUUCACUUUGUGUGUGCUCUCUCCACCAUUUCCAUCCAUCUCUCCCGCUUCUCUUUCUCCAUGGCUCAAUCUCCUCCUCCCGCACUUAGUCCGUCCUCGAGCACUAGCUGUCACGGCUCUCACGACGAACCGGCCGCUGCCGACACCUCUAUGGAUUUCAAUCUUAUGCUCAUUGUUGCAGCCAUUUUGUGUGCCUUUGUUUGUGCUCUCGGCCUUCACUCCAUGCUACACUGCGUGCUUCGAUGCGCCAAUCGUGCCGUCACUGCAGGUUCGGUCCGAUCGGCUGCUUUUCGUCCGCUAGAUUCGGGGUUAAAGAAGAAAGAAAUGGUGGCUUUGCCAACUUCAACUUAUGCCAACUCAGGCUCUCCAUCGUCAGCCUCAGGGUGUGCAAUUUGCCUGGUUGACUUCUCUGACGGAGACAAGAUAAGGAUCCUGCCGGAGUGCAACCACCGGUUUCAUGUCGCAUGCAUUGAUGUGUGGCUGCUCUCUCACUCUUCUUGCCCUACUUGCCGGCAUCGGCUUAAAUCCAGUGACUACUACUGCUGCCACUGCCAGUCCUCUUUGGAUUUUGUCACGGCCUAGUGAACUUAUAUAUUACCGUUAAUUAGUAGUUAAAUAUUUGUCUUAUUUCUCUCUUUUUUGUCAACUUCAUAAAGAUUGUCUCGGCAUCGUGUACUACCUAGGAUCAUGGCGUGAGUGUUGUUGCCAUGUUUCUUUUAUCCUAUAUAUAUUUUAUCUAUGGAA